Messenger RNA from Gracilinanus agilis (Agile Gracile Mouse Opossum), 534 nucleotides. RefSeq names its product plasma membrane calcium-transporting ATPase 3-like. Gene Ontology annotation, biological process: regulation of cytosolic calcium ion concentration. The annotation marks the transcript as partial. The record is from RefSeq and is a predicted model, not a curated record. Gene Ontology annotation, cellular component: intracellular membrane-bounded organelle. NCBI's taxonomy places the organism in Eukaryota, Metazoa, Chordata, Mammalia, Didelphimorphia, Didelphidae. Gene Ontology annotation, molecular function: PDZ domain binding; P-type calcium transporter activity. The transcript has 3 exons.
GACUCCCCUCUCAAAGCUGUCCAGAUGCUGUGGGUGAAUCUGAUCAUGGACACGUUUGCUUCCCUGGCACUUGCAACAGAACCACCCACCGAGUCCCUCCUCCUGCGAAAGCCAUAUGGUCGAGACAAGCCCCUCAUCUCUCGUACGAUGAUGAAGAACAUCCUAGGCCACGCCAUCUAUCAGCUCACGGUCAUCUUCACCCUUCUGUUUGCUGGUGAGGUCAUGUUUGACAUCGACAGUGGCCGGAAUGCCCCUCUGCACUCUCCUCCUUCAGAACAUUACACCAUCAUCUUCAAUACGUUUGUGCUGAUGCAACUCUUCAAUGAGAUUAAUGCCCGCAAGAUCCACGGCGAGAGGAAUGUCUUCGAAGGCAUUUUCAGCAAUCCCAUCUUUUGUUCCAUCGUCCUGGGCACCUUUGGCAUUCAAAUCGUGAUUGUCCAGUUUGGUGGGAAGCCCUUCAGCUGUGCGCCCCUGACCAUCGACCAGUGGCUAUGGUGCCUUUUCAUUGGCAUUGGAGAACUCAUCUGGGGACAG